AUGUCGAUGGGUAUGGAUUUGGAACUUGGUAUCUAUCCUGCAGCCAAACCCUUAUAUCCAGAUGGCAACAAGUUGAGACUUAUGUUUCUCAGUAAAGCCCGCACAGAGUGUGGUGUCCCAGUGAGCCUAGCCUGUCAGCUGGUAGAUCCGAGUGGGGAGCUCGAACCAUUUAAAGAGGACAGUGUGUCGGAGACCUUCUUUGCACCCCACUACUUCAAAGAACUCUUCUUCGUGAAUAGGAAGUCCAUACCAUCUGCUUAUCUCCGGGACGAUUCUUUGACUCUGCGAUGUGCCAUCACAAUGCUCAAGGAAUUACCAGUGCAAACCAUCCCAGCUGAAGAGGUGAUCACUCUACCAUCCACCAAUUUGCACCGGCACCUCGGCGAGCUCCUGGAGAGCGAGACGGGAGCCGAUGUCACCUUUCUCGUGUGCGACGAGUCGUUUGCUGCACACAAGGACAUACUUGCCGCAAGGUCUCCGGUUUUCAAGGCCCAGUUCUUUGGAGACAUGAAGGAGAAGUGCUCGCAACGUGUGGAGGUGAAGGACAUGGAGGUGGCAGCAUUCAGGGCCAUGCUGCACUUCAUCUACACCGACACGGUGCCCGAGCUUGAUCAACCGCUCGAGGCGGUGGCGACGCUCGCUCAGCAUCUGCUUGCGGCUGCUGACUGGUACGGUCUCGAUAGGCUCAAGCUGAUUUGUGAAGUAAAGCUGUCUGGUGGCAUCACUGUUGACACCGCAGCGACAACUCUUGCUUUGGCGGAGCAGCACAAUUGCUUGAAGCUCAAGGCCAAAUGUGUCGAGUUCAUCACUGCUAAAUGA
Messenger RNA from Triticum turgidum subsp. durum (durum wheat), 819 nucleotides. The record is from the annotation of a GenBank genome assembly. NCBI's taxonomy places the organism in Eukaryota, Viridiplantae, Streptophyta, Magnoliopsida, Poales, Poaceae.